GCGGCGUGCGCUGGAAGGCGAGUUCGCGGGUUCGAAUCCCGCCUGGCGGCGAGCGAGGCUGGCUUGGGCUGCCCCAGAGGAAGAAUGGAGGAGCUGAGCCAGGCUCUGGCCUGCAACUUCGUCGUCUCGCAGGACCUGAACAGCCCCGCGGCUCCACACCCACGCCUGGCCCAGUACAAGCCCAAGUACAGCUCCCUGGAGCAGGGCGAGAGACGGCGGCGGCUGCUGGAGCUCCAGAAAACUAAGCGGCUGGACUAUAUAAACCAUGCCAGAAGGCUGGCGGAGGAUGACUGGUCCUACACAGCGGAGGAGGAGAAGGAAGAGGAGGAGGUAGAGGACGACAAGGGCAAGGAGGGAGAGAGAGCCAAGGCUGAUGGAGAUCAUGAAGACAUGGAGCUAGACCUUGUAAAGAAGCUACCGAAACGCUAUGCCAACCAGCUGAUGCUUUCUGAGUGGCUGAUUGAUGUUCCCCCAGAUCUGGAUCAGGAGUGGCUCUUUGUGGUGUGUCCUACGGGGAAGAGAGCUCUUGUGGUGGCCUCCAGGGGCACCACAGCAGUGUACACCAAAAGUGGGUUUUGUGUCAAUCGCUUCCCUUCUCUCUUGCCUGGUGGGAACCGGCUUAAUUCGGCAACAGGGAAAGAAUACACCAUCCUGGACUGCAUCUACAGUGAGGUCCAGCAGACGUACUACGUCCUUGACGUGAUGUGUUGGCGGGGACACCCUGUCUAUGAUUGCCAGACAGAUUUCAGAUUCUACUGGCUGCAUUCCAAAAUGGAGGAAGAGAUGGUCUUGUCGGAGAAAAGCCGACUUAACCCAUAUAGGUUUGUGGGCCUCAAGAGCUAUUCCUGCAAUGCAGCCAGCCUGUGUGAGGUUCUGGCCAUGACAUUCCCCUUCGAGGUAGACGGGCUCCUUUUCUAUCACAAACAGGCUCACUACAAUCCCGGCAGUACGCCGUUGGUGGGCUGGCUGCGCCCUUACAUGGUCUCCGACAUCUUGGGCAUUGCGGUGCCCAGCUGCCCGCUCACCUCCAAGCCGGGCUACGCGGGGCAGCAGCUGCAGCAAAUCAUCGAGCACAAGAGGAAUAAAAACCAGCAGCCAGGAGCUGCUGACGAUCCCGCCUCGCAAGACGGGCGUUACGAACUGGAGCACUUGUCCACUCCUCGAGUGGAGCCAUCGGCGCCCGUCUUGGAGGAGAGCGAGUGCCAGAUGGAUAACUGAUUAGAGGCCAGAAAAUGGCCAGGAUCGGUCGAGAAUAUCCUCCAUAAACCCAGAUUGGAACCCCACCAUCUCCAACGAUUGGCAUGUAACGGGAUAGUUUCGUUCCUAGGGUUUCGGCCUCUUUGUCCUGUUUUAGAGAUGCUGCCAUCCAUCCAUGCCCACAAUUGAGUUUCUGAAUAAAUUGGAAUACGAGCCGCUAUAAACCUGGGCUCAAAUUCUCCCAGAUCAAUCUCACACACACACUCAGGCCUUGGAUUGCAGGGCGCUGCUUUCCCACAUUCCUCAAGGCCCAACGGGUUUCCCCAGUUCCAGAUUCCAAAUUUGAAAGAGAGGUGUGAAGUUUCAAACAACCCAAAAAAAACCCCACGUAUUGUGCCACUUGGGACUGCAGUGAAGUUAAUUUCCAGUCCGCCCCAGAGUCAGUGGCGGUAGAGUCAAUUUCAGUAUGGCGGUAUGGUCGAAAAUGUCAAGAUGGCCACAGGGUGGUGAUUUUUUUUUAGUGGGCGGAGCUUCGCUCGCACCCUGUGGCCGCCAUCUUGACUUUUUUGACCGUAUCUUGGGGUCGUCGCUGCACAGAUUUGACGUUAGGAGCUACACGUUAUGCACUCCUCACAUAAAGGGAAAGACAACCCAGAAUAGAUAAAAGACACAAUUCACAUGCUGAAGCCUUUUGGCUUCCCUCUAAUUCUGCCACAUUUCUGGUGUUGGGAAUGUUGGUGUUGCACUCUUGAGAUUCACCAAAUAAAGAGCUUCUG
Molecule: messenger RNA, 1973 nt
Organism: Protobothrops mucrosquamatus (brown spotted pit viper)
Lineage: Eukaryota; Metazoa; Chordata; Lepidosauria; Squamata; Viperidae
Gene: SNUPN
Product: snurportin 1
Exons: 9
Coding region: 85-1218 (377 amino acids)
Biological process (GO): protein import into nucleus; snRNA import into nucleus
Cellular component (GO): nucleus; cytoplasm
Molecular function (GO): protein binding; nuclear import signal receptor activity
Source: RefSeq, a predicted model, not a curated record